AUGGGGGUGAGGACGAGGACCGCCGUCGCGAGCUCGAACCGUCACUAUAGCGCCAACAGCCGCAACUACGACUCCAACGACCGUAACUACGACUUGCACGACCGUACUUACGACUCCAACGACCUUCACUACCACCAUCACGUUCAUCACCACGGCAGCCAGAACUCCGAGCCCCACCCCUCCGACAAGAUCGGGAACGCUCUCGACGACAUUGCACAGACCCGCGCGAGCAACCGCAGGAACUACGCAAAGCUCGAAGCCCUCAACCGAGAGUCCGAAGAGGCCAAAAAGCAGCAGGCGCGGCGCCAGGACAAGAUCACCAGUCUCCUCGUAAAGCUCCAACCCAGCGAGGCCCACUGCGCACGCCAGAAGGACCUCAUCCGACGCCUCAAGCCCCAGGCCGACGAGGCCGCCGGCUACGUCUGGUGGCCCACAAACUACGAGCGCGCCCGGUGCUACGAGGAGAUCAUGAUCGAGCCCGCCGUCGUGGAGGAGGCUGGGCUGCCUGCCCUGCCGCUUGCUCCUGCUCCCGCUGCUAGGCUUUUGGGGGGAUUUGAAUGA
This is a messenger RNA of Verticillium dahliae VdLs.17, 561 nucleotides long. RefSeq lists its product as uncharacterized. The coding region runs from base 1 to 561 and encodes 186 amino acids. The record is from RefSeq and is a predicted model, not a curated record. The transcript has 3 exons. Lineage: Eukaryota; Fungi; Ascomycota; Sordariomycetes; Glomerellales; Plectosphaerellaceae.